Messenger RNA from Oncorhynchus masou masou (cherry salmon), 2705 nucleotides. RefSeq names its product ribonucleoprotein PTB-binding 1-like. Gene Ontology annotation, cellular component: nucleus. The record is from RefSeq and is a predicted model, not a curated record. Gene Ontology annotation, molecular function: RNA binding. NCBI's taxonomy places the organism in Eukaryota, Metazoa, Chordata, Actinopteri, Salmoniformes, Salmonidae. Bases 15 to 2165 code for a protein of 716 amino acids. The transcript is spliced from 14 exons.
CCCAAGUAAAAGUGAUGGAGGCCGCGGCGUCCGUUAGCGCAGUUGCCAGAGAAGAAAAUCCAAAUGCAGGGCCCAAUUUCGCUAGCCGUCCAUUUCACGAAAACUAUGACCCCGCUGUCGAACACGAGAAUUGGGUGUCCAGGGAUCCCGAACUCGAGCCCAGUGAUGGGGAUGCAUCAUCGGACAACAAGUGUCAGCGAAGGGUCGAUGAAGAGUUGACGACGCUUAGCCCUGAAGAGAUUGAGAGUCGCUUGGACAGAACUCGUCGAGAAUUUUACAAUCGCCGGAAAAUCAUAAUUAAAAACCUGCCAUCCGAUGUUAGCAAUCAGGAGGUUCAUGAGCUGUUGCGCAACUAUGACUUGAAGUACUGCUUUGUGGACAAAUACAAGGGAACAGCUUUCAUCACACUGCUCCAUGGGGAGCAGGCACAAUGUGCCAUCAAAGAGUUCCACCAGCACAUGCUCCGGGAGAGGGAGAUCUCUGUGCAGCUGCAGCCCACCGACGCACUGCUGUGCAUUGCCAACCUGCCCCACGCAUUCUCCCAGCAGCAGUUUGAGGAGCUGGUGAGACCCUUCGGCAACCUAGAGCGCUGCUUCCUGGUUCACAGCGCCUCCACUGGCCACUCCAAGGGCUACGGCUUUGUGGAGUACAUGAAGAAGGACUCUGCGGCUAGGGCUAAGUCUGAGCUGCUGGGGAAGCAGCUGGGCUCAAGGAUGCUGUACGUCCACUGGACUGAGGUGGGUUCCCUCACCUACCCCCUGCUGCACUCCAGGUGUCUCUGUGUGGACCGUCUGCCCCCCAGCCUGCUGACCGCCCAGGACCUCAGCAAUGCCCUGGCCGACACACACACACCCAUCUUCUGCCAGUUGGCUCAGGGCCAGGAUGACAGUUUUCGGCGGUUUGCCGUGUUGGAGUUCUCCUCGGCAGAGAUGGCUGAGCAGGUGCAGAGAGAGGCUGACGGCAGGGCGCUAGGUGGGACCCAUAUCCGGGUCUCCUUCUGUGCCCCUGGACCCCCGGGACGGAGCAUGCUGGCUGCCCUCAUCGCUGCUCAGACCAUGGCCCUGAACCGAGGGAAAGGUCUCCUACCUGAGCCCACAGCCAUGCAGAUCCUCACAGGCCUCAGUAAUCCUGCCACCCUCAAGAUGCUGCUCAACCCCCUCACCCAGGGCAGGAAACAAGGUCUCCUUGGUGCUGCUCCCACCAUGCCGCUGUUGGCUAACCCCGCCCUCUCUGCUGCUCUGCUCCAGCUCCUCCUCCAGAACCAGGCCCAAGUUCAACAGGCAGGACUGAUGGGGGACACCCUUCUGGCUGCUAUGCCUCUCCAGCAGGGAGUCCAUCUACUGGGAGACCUGCCUCAAGGGGCUGUGGUUCCAUCCCUGGGCCUCCAGUCAGACCUUAUGGGACCCAUAAACCCCCACUCUAUGGGUCGACCCCUGGGCAGAGAGUCUCCCACCAGCUUCUCCCAGAACCCCUCCCCCACUCUCCAGGGCAUGUCCAUCUCCCACCUGGGUGGAGUGAUGGGGGCAGAGGGGCCUACAGCACCUGGGUUGUCCAUACUAGGACACCCUCCCAACGAUGUGAGUCUUCCCCAGAACCCCUUCAAUGUCCACAGCUUGUUCCCAUCAGGCACCAACUGCAGGCCCCACCCUUACAGGAAGAGACCAGCGCUAGGCAACUCAUCCAACCAGCGCACACAGAACAUCCACUGUAACUACAGGCUGCGCUACCAGGAGUCCUACACCCCAGACUACCCCCCAAUACACCAGGAUCCUCUGGGCCAUCUGUAUGAACAGCAGGAGGCUCUGGACACUGGAGCUCUGGCAGGGUUCGGACAGCAGUGGUUUGGCCACCCCGGCUACAGUGAGCAGGCCUCCUCCCACUAUAGUUACCCCCCCAGCCCGCCCUCGUCUUCCUACUACAGCUCGGUGGCACCCGGCCCCGGCAGCCUCCCCUCCAGCCAUCUCAACAAGGCUGUGGGCAUGCCUCCGGUGAGCCACUCUAACACACACCCAUCUGGUCUGGGGAUGAAGACUCCCGUUGGUGGUCACAAGCGUCUGAUCCCGUCUCCAGAGCCCAGCCCAGAAGGGGGCUAUGUGGGACAACACUCCCAGGGCCUUGGGGGCCACUAUGCUGACUCCUACCUGAAACGCAAGCGUAUCUUCUAAUGUAAACCAAUCAAAGCUUCUUGUAUGAGUUGCCAAUUAACAGCCAGGAAGUGGCUCAUGGCUCCAUUUCACCCCGGAGCUCCUCCAAUCGGCUUUUAGGUUUGGGCUUGGUGGUCCAGUGGUCUCUCACUUGUGUUACUGCCAGCGACCCCUGGAGGGCGCUGGGGGUGCAGCCGUCGCUAAUCAGGACAUAACAAUGUGUGCCAGUGUAUGGGAGUUUGAUGUUUUCUUUUUUUUGUAAAUAUGAUUUCAAGUGUGCAUGUAAAUUAAGUUUUAUCUUUUUUUUAAUGUAAUUUUUUAAUUCAGGAAAUCCUUUUGUUUAAAAACUGGGAGUUACCUUGUACUAUAAGAAAAUAAUUGUAAAAUCUGAUUUCAGGUUGUUUUUCUUCUGCGUAUUCUCCAUUGGUUGGCUGAACACUUUUUUUUAAAUUUUAGUUUUUAAAAUCUUUUUGCAUUAGCUUUUUCUUCCUGUUGUGAUGGUGUCAACGGGUUUCUAUUUUAAAACGUUUUGCCUCCCAAUAUUUUUGUAUAUAGUUUGUU